Molecule: messenger RNA, 1755 nt
Organism: Phaeodactylum tricornutum CCAP 1055/1
Lineage: Eukaryota; Bacillariophyta; Bacillariophyceae; Surirellales; Neidiaceae
Exons: 2
Coding region: 110-1585 (491 amino acids)
Cellular component (GO): cytoplasm; membrane
Source: RefSeq, a predicted model, not a curated record
CAGCCGUAUGGGAACUGUGUAGCGCAUACUCGAAAGCUUGGCUCAUAUUUUCGUCCCAUUACAAGUUGUGUUCUUCUCUCUGACCUAGUGACUCUAACAUUGGAGGGGUAUGUCAUCUACGCAAGAAGUUGGAGAGAUUUUUGGGGCGGGCAAAGGCCCAGCUCACGCCAUGAUGAGAUCGCCGACUGUACUUAUUGCCUCCAUUGGCCUGUGGGGCAUGAACGUCUUUUUCUUUCGAAUUUUUGGAAUCGACUACGUUAAGGUGCUUAAACAUGAUCUCUGGCUCAUCGAUGGAAACGGUGGAACGCCGACGAUCUUAUCAUCGUCGGCAAUACCAACACAAGGUUUUGCACAUAGGCCUCAUCAACUUCCUCCUUCGUCCCAAGAGGAAUUGCUCGUACGGCAAAGGAGGCUUGGAGACGACGCAUACUCUUCCGACGAAUCUCAAUCGGACGAGGUCGCAGAUGAUGAUUCAGCUGUCGAAGUCACUUUGAUCGUCGAUGGGAAUGCUGUUACUUGGGGUCGUCUCGUCGGGCUUUCCCUCUGCCUGUUAAUAUUGCUGCAUUCGACGUACUAUUGCUGGAUUGAUAUGUGGGGUGGCGGGUCUAUAGGUGCCGUCUUUGCGUUUUACGCCACUGUUACCAUCGCAAUAGUCUUUCCUUUACCAAGCACACGUUGGUUGCGCAAAGCGACGGUCUUGGUGCUCCAACGAGCGUUUGAGCUCGUCAAUCCGCGUUGUUCGUGUGUAAGCUUGGAACAGAACACAUGUCCCAGGCCAAUACCUUUCGUGGACGUAUUUUUCGCUGACGCCAUGUGUAGUCUUUCCAAAGUCCUUUUUGAUUGGGGAAUGCUUAUGCAUAUGGCUUCCCACUAUCCGUACCCCGUCCCCAAAGACAUUCACCACAUUGUCAUCCCCAGUGUCUUUGCUGCCAUUCCUUUUUUAAUUCGUGCCCGCCAAUGCCUUGUCAUGUACACUGUCGGCCGGUUGCGGAACGAUGCGCACCGUGCAGCUCACCUUUGGAACGCGCUGAAGUACUCUACAUCAGUUUUCCCGCUGUGUUUGUCGGCCUACCAGAAGACUGUCUCAGCCAAACGAGCACUAGAAUUGGAGCCGUAUUUGAUUGGGCUGGUCAUUAUUAAUUCGACCUACGCUUUAUAUUGGGACAUUGUAAUGGACUGGGGUUUUUUCAAAAACCCUGGAGCAGCUUGUGUUGGCGGUAUCUAUCCGAUGGAUCAAAACCGCCCAAAAUCGUGUGGACACGCUAUUUUACGGCCCCGACUUCGAUUUGGUGUCGCAAUGUCCGUCUUAAUUCUGACGGCCGAUACCAUUUUGCGUUUCAGUUGGUUACUUCGGUUUUAUCAUACCAUCUUUCCCAGCGGUGAUUCUUUCGCGAUGUGCACCCAGUUUUUGGAAGUAUUUAGACGUGCCAUGUGGAACUUGCUGCGGAUCGAGUGGGAGAACCUAAAGCAGUCGACCACCCCGCAGCCUAAUUCCAAAACAAAGGACGAAGAAAUGGUCAAAUUCUUACCUAAAAGCGGGACCAUUCCACGAAAGAUUGAAACGUCGGAGGUGAAAGACGCCUGACCUCGAUUGCAAUUCACUCUUCUUCACGAGGUCUCAGAGCAGUAUGAGGAUGUUUUCCGUUGUUGCGGAUGAGGCGUAUCUUGAAGCAUCUUGCCCAAUUUGGGGGCAAAGUGUGAGCUCAGUGGCCAUCUCAAAGCAAUCUGUAGCGCUAGAGAGACGUACUUGCUUGU